AUGACUUGACACACAUCAACAAGAGAGGAUUAUUGACUUCAUGUCCUGCUAAAGGGCUUCUCCUAGACGUAGGCUGAGCAACUGCAUAUUGGGUGUGGAAAUUGCUCCCCUAGUACAUCCCCCAGAGGAAGAUUUUCCCAGAGCCACUGGAAAGGGGGUUGAUUUAGGAGUAAAAUCAAACCAGGGGAAUCAGAUAUCUGUGUUUUUAUCAUGAUUUGAGUGGAUCUUUAAUGUCAAUUUUUGGCCAAACAAGUUUCAAAAACGUGAGGGAUAAUGGACCGUAAGAUGGAUCUCGGGAAUCACAUGCAGCAUGCAGUUUCUUACACACAGGAAUCCUAGAUAUCUGGCUGUGGGAACCGAGAUGUUGGACUAGAUAGACCUUUAGUUUGAUUCAGCUUUUCUUUUGUUUCUCUUCCAUCCUUCUCUCAAGAACCCCCCCAUAGGUUUCUGUCUUUGCUUUCUCUUGGACUAACUUGCCCCCAUGUGGCUGGGUCAGGGCAAAAAGAAGAUUUCAGAUGAUUGGCCAGGAUAUAGUUUGGAUCUGUUUUCCUAUCCGCAACACUACUAUGGAGAUCUUGAUUAUGUGUUGAUACCACAUGGGAUCAUUGUUGACAGGAUAGAACGUUUGGCCAAAGAUAUCAUGCAAGAUAUUGGAUACAAUGACAUUGUGGUUCUCUGUGUACUUAAAGGUGGCUACAAAUUCUGUGCUGAUCUUGUGGAGCAUAUUAAGAACCUCAGUAGAAAUUCAGAAAGGUUCAUCUCCAUGAAAGUUGAUUUUGUCAGGCUGAAAAGUUAUUGUAAUGAUCAGUCCAUGCAGGAUACGCAGAUCAUAGGGGAAGAUGACUUUUCAAAGCUGGCUGGAAAGAACGUGUUAAUUGUGGAGGAUAUCAUUGGAACUGGAAGGACAAUGAGAGCUCUCCUCAAUAAUAUCGAAAAGUGCAAGCCCAAGAUGGUUAAGGUGGCAAGUUUGCUGCUGAAAAGAACAUCUCAACCUGAUGGGUACAGACCUGACUAUUAUGGAUUUGAAAUUCCAGAUUUAUUUGUGGUGGGCUAUGCCUUAGACUACAAUGAGUACUUCAGAGAUCUAAACCACCUAUGUGUUAUCAAUAACCAUGGCAAAGCCAAAUACAGAGUCUAACAUGUAAGCGGUUGGCUUGAACUGGAAGACUGACCAUCCACUUGUAUAAUCUCCUGAAGAACAAUUAAACUGACAUCCAUCUCAUCCAGCCUGGACUCAUGAAUGACAUCCUCUUCCCAAGGAGGAACUGCUCAGAUUUUGUUCAAGUAGUGGCCUCCCUCAUCUCCUUCUAGGGGUAACAUUCUAGGGGCAAGAGAAAGACAGAGAAGUCCUGAUCUUAAUUACAGAAAUUAUGUUAAAAAUGCAGAGUUGGUAUGUGAGCAAAAGCUUGUAUCCCAUGAAACCACAUAACAAGCACCUUUGUGCACUGAAAUUGAGUACAAGUGCAUUGUUGUCAAAAUCCUUUCCCAAAGAUCUAUGGCUUUGUGGGACCAUUGUAGGACUUGAUACAUUCUAAUAGUGCAGGUUUUUUUUUUUAAUCUCUGGCUGUUUCAAAUACCAUACCUGUGUCCUCACUUAAGCAUUUUUUUAAAACCUUUUGAGGUAGUUUAGGCUAAGAAAGACUGGCUGUCCCAAGGCACACAAUGAGUUUGAUGGCUGAAUGCCACCCCUGAGCCACUUCUAUUUGUUCAGUGAAUUAAUUAUACAAUUUGUCUACCAAGGCCACUCACACAGAAGCAGUAGUUCACAGUAAGAAAAACAGUUCUGUACUCUGAUCUUGCCCAAGGAGGCCAUCCACUUGUCUCCUAAAGUGGUGCUCGGGUUUUAUGUCUCCGUCCAUGAUUUUUCUUUAUUUCAUUUCCUGGCUUGACCUAGCAGACUGUGAACAGAUUGAAGUAGCAUAAACUAUUCUUCAACUCUGUCAAGAAUGCACUGGUCCCCACAUCUGUCAGUCUCUUAUCAUUUGGCACAGGCCUUAAUGCUGCUAGAAAAACAAAGAGCUCAUUCUAUAUGGUCCUUGUAGGGUCCUAUUUAGUCUCACAACAACCCUGUGAUGUAGGAUGGGCUACCUAAUAGAGAUCAUUCUCUGAUCAACCAGUGAGCAUUGUAUUUCAGUAAGGAACUCAACACAGAUCUUCCUAGUCUGGCAUUCUGGAUACUGUGACACUUGAGAUUUGAACUCAGGUGUCCCUGGUCUAGCUCUGUUUUCUCACCACUACUCUAAGCUGUCUCUGUUUUUCUUCUUUUUGUUCUUUACUUUUGAUAUUACCAACUGUUAGUUUAGAAUUAGUACAAUAUUAAACAAAUAUGUAAUACAAUGGAAAGCAGGGGUCAUAAUCCCUAUUUUAGAGAGAGAGGAUGGUAUAAAAAGCUACUGCAGAGAUUCAAAGCAAGGCCUUUAACUAAGAAAAUACUAAAGAAAAAAACUCAAAAAAUUGGAUAAGUUGCUUUUUGGACUAAAUUUCCCACAAUCAUCGCUAGCCAGGCUCACCUGGAGGUUCUGACAGUCCAAGAAAUAACUUUUCCCAGUCAUAAUUUUUAAAGUCACAUUUGAAUGGCAAGUGGACAGAGAUCAUUGCUAUAUCUCUAUCUCUCUGAUUUGCAAAUUCUGUUGCUAGCUAUGGUUGCAGGCAGCACCCAUGAUACAAAAGCAAAUGCUGUCAGACCACAUUGGAAUUACUGUUGUUUGUGCAAUGGAAGUUGGAAAAGGCAUUAAAAUGACAGGAUAUACCAUGCCUAUCCUUGAGUUACACAGUUUCUCUGAAAAAUUACUGCAAACUAUUUAGUCAUUAAAAUGUAUUGGAUUCUGCAAUGUGGUCUGUUCAUGGUGAAUGAACGGUCUUUAUUCAUAUGUACUGUAGUUCAUCAUUGUGGAGCUUCAGUUCUCAACAGAAGUAAAUCCCAUUGAUUAUGUUAGGGUUUGCUUUUGAAUAAACAUGUUUUUAAAAUAUUUGUUAUUCUUACAUAAGUCAUUAUGAUUCCCCAUUAAGGCUGGAAAAGUAACAUUUGGGCAACAGCUUCGAGAAUAUCCCAGUGAGCUUGAGGAAGUAUAUGAAUUUUGAAUGUUUCAAAUUGAUAGAUGUCUAGUGACUGUAUCUAUUAGUGUGUUUCUAACAAAUCAGUGUUAUCUUCCUGUGUAAAAUCAUAGAGAAUUCUAGUAUUAUAAUGCAGAAUCUUAACAAUUUUGCCCACUUUUAACUUGAUCAUUCAAAGGGAGAUGAUGAUGUGUCAUGCAUGCAUGGAAGUUUUCAGCUGUAUAUAAUAAAGUCAAUUUUGAUUGGAAUGAAACAAUAGCAGCUACAUUUUGGCUCCUAACCAGCACCUUUCAUUUGUGUACAAAAAAGUAAAAUAAACCAAGCACAAUAAUUUGCUAGAAUGUCAUUUCUUUUCAAGCAUCAGGGUUUUUUUCUGGGGAGGGGGGUUGCAGAGAAAAACUGGAAGUCAGAAGAGUUAUUUAUUUGAACUGUAACAUCAGCGGCCAUGCUGGCUGGAGGAUUCUCAAAGUUGUACUCCAAAAAAAGUCUAUUUCAAAUUAUGGGGAAAAUAUAUUUUGUUUUAAAGAUGAGAGAAAUGUAUGACAAAACUAAGUAGCAUGGAAAGCAUCUUGAAUACUGCUGACUUGGGAAGCUUCCUGUUUUCUUUGCUACCAUCUGCAAAAUAAUUUUUCCUCAUUUACCUGCUAAACUGAUUUGAAUCAGGUCAUUAUGUGCUAUAUACAAACUGCUCUCAAUAACUUCCUGAAGGAAGCCAGUGGGAAAAACGAAAUGAAAAAUCUAAUGCAAGUGGCUUUGUUCAGAACAGCAUGGGGUCCAUUGUUGUUAGGUGGCAGUUUCCUUACUAAUAAACAGUAAGAAGGCUUUGCUAUAUUACAGAUUGCUUAUGACUCCCCGCCCCCAUUUUUCAGUAUGUAUUUGCACAUCCCAUACAAAAGUUUACAAUAUAAACAAGGGCUUUUUAGGGGGGAAUAUGCUGUAAACAUUUCCUGCAGGCUGAUCUGAACUUUUCCUGUGUACUAGUGCUGUGACUUGUACAUUGUUUUCAUAUUAAUAAAAUGACUUAAGAGUA
This is a messenger RNA of Sceloporus undulatus (fence lizard), 4084 nucleotides long. RefSeq names its product phosphoribosyl transferase domain containing 1 (gene PRTFDC1). Lineage: Eukaryota; Metazoa; Chordata; Lepidosauria; Squamata; Phrynosomatidae. The transcript is spliced from 9 exons. Bases 482 to 1138 code for a protein of 218 amino acids. The record is from RefSeq and is a predicted model, not a curated record. Gene Ontology annotation, molecular function: hypoxanthine phosphoribosyltransferase activity. Gene Ontology annotation, biological process: purine ribonucleoside salvage.